Molecule: messenger RNA, 5274 nt
Organism: Chrysochloris asiatica (Cape golden mole)
Lineage: Eukaryota; Metazoa; Chordata; Mammalia; Afrosoricida; Chrysochloridae
Gene: AKAP12
Product: A kinase (PRKA) anchor protein 12
Exons: 4
Biological process (GO): signal transduction; regulation of protein kinase C signaling
Cellular component (GO): cytoplasm
Molecular function (GO): calmodulin binding; protein kinase A binding
Source: RefSeq, a predicted model, not a curated record
AUGGGCGCCGGUAGCUCCAGCGAGCAGCGCAGCCCGGAGCAGCCCGAGGCGGGGAGCGCGCCGCUGGCUGAGCCCGAGUCCAGCGGAGGCGGCCACUCGGCGGAGGAGGCGCCGGGCGCGGCGGGGGACCCAGUCGCGGAAUCCACUACAAAGCUCCUACAGAAGAAUGGGCAGCUAUCAUCUGUCAGUGGCUCAGCUGAGCAGGGUGAGGUCAGCAUCCAGGAGGGAGACCUGAGGGGCCCCGAGGAAGAAGUCGUCACAAACGGUAAGUUACCUUCCCAGUAAGACGAGGCUGUAAUUCUACCUGAUGUUGGACAGAGGGAGUCUGAAGAUGUGAAUGACAAAGAUUCAAAUAAAGAGAUGGCUGCUAACUCGGCAGUUGUGCAGGACACCACAAAGGAUGGGCAGGAGGAAAGACCGGAAAUAAUAGAGCAAAUUCCUUCCUCUGAAACCAAUUUCGAAGAGUUAAUGCAACCUGCUGAGUCCCAGUCGAAUGAUGUUGGAUUUAAGAAAGUAUUUAAGUUUGUUGGCUUUAAAUUCACUGUGAAAAAGGAUAAGUCCGAGAAGGCUGAUGCUGUCAACCUCCUCACUGUUAAAAAAGAUGAAGUCGAAGGAGCAGGAGGCACCAGUGGGGCUGGUGACCACCAGGAAUCCAGUGCGGAGGCUAAAGAAGCUGCUCCCAAGGAAAGCGAACUGAAGCAAUCUACAGAGAAACCCGAAGAAACCGUCCACAGUGAGCCAGGCAACAAUGAAGUCACCCUUAAAACCAAGUCUGACCAAGCAGCAGAAGAAAGCAAAGAAGGAGACGAAGAACCUAGCAAAUCUCCAGAAUCUCCAGGCAGUCCAACCACCAAUGAGACGGCAUCACCCUUCAAAAAAUUCUUCACCCAAGGUUGGGCGGGCUGGAGAAAAAAGACCAGCUUUAGGAAGCCAAAGGAGGAAGAACUGGAAGCGACAGAGAAGAAAAAGGAAAAAGAGCCAGAAAAAGUAGACAUGGAAGAAAAUGGAAAGACAGAGGAUUCCUCUGAGAAACCAAAUGCUUCUCAGCAGCCCCCAACACAGGAGGAGGGGGAAAGAGUUAAGGAAGCCAGGUUAUCAGCAGAGUAUGAAAAAAUAGAGCUCCCCUGUGAAGAUCCCAUUACUGACAUGCAGGGACCUUCGGAAGAAAAGCCCGCUCCUUUAGCAACAGAAGUAUUUGAUGACAAAGUAGAGAUUGUUGCAGACGUCCACGUGACGACUGAGGAGAAGACACCAGAGGAGCAAAAAGCUGAGGUUGAAGUAGCAGUCGAGUCCGUGCCACCUGAGAAACCGGUCGACGCCAGUGCUGAACUUCAGGAAGUCGAGCCUACAGAGGAACCAGUAAAGACUAAAGAAGUGUGUGUCCCCGGAGAGGACGAGACCCAACUAACUGAACUAAGUCCUGAAGAUAAAGCGCCCUCAAAACUCCCAGAAGGCAUUGUGAGUGAAGUGGAAAUGCUCUCAGCACAAGAGAGAACUAAAGUGCAAGGAAGCCCCUUAAAGAAACUUUUUACUAGUACUGGCUUAAAAAAGCUCUCUGGAAAGAAACAGAAAGGAAAAAGAGGAGGUGCAGAGGGAGAGUCAGGGGAUCACAGCCAAGUUCCCGCAGAGUCUCCAGAUAGUGCAGAUGAACAAAAGGGCGAGAGCUCUGCCUCCUCCCCUGAAGAACCUGAGGAGAUUACCUGUCUGGAAAAGGGGAUAGCAGAUGCACAGGCCGAUGGGGAAGCUGAGGAAGGUACUACUUCUGAUGGAGAGAAAAAAAGAGAAGGCGUCACUCCCUGGGCAUCUUUCAAAAAAAUGGUGACACCCAAGAAGCGUGUUAGGAGGCCUUCAGAAAGCGAUAAAGAAGAUGAACCGGACAAGGUAAAGAGUGCGACCUUGUCUUCCACUGAGAGCGCAGCCUCUGAAAUGCAGGAGGAAAUGAAAGGAAGCGGAGAGGAGCAGAAGCCGGAAGAACCAAAGCGCAAGGUGGACACGUCAGUGUCUUGGGAAGCAUUAAUUUGUGUAGGAUCAUCCAAGAAGAGAGCAAGAAAAGGAUCCUCUUCCGAUGAUGAAGGGGCCCCCAAAACAGUGGGAGGAGACAGCCACAAAACGGAUGAAGCAGGAAAAGAGAAAGAAGCAGGGACAGACAGUCUCCCUGCUAGUUCCCAAGAGGCUGACCAAGGCCAAGGAAGCUCCUCACCAGAACAAGCUGGAAGCCCUUCUGAAGGCGAGGGAGUUUCCACCUGGGAGUCAUUUAAAAGAUUAGUUACUCCCAGAAAAAAAUCAAAGUCAAAACUGGAAGACAAAAAUGAAGAGUCUGUCACUGGGUCUGGUGUAGAAACUUCCGCUUCAGAGCUGGAGCCCGGGAAAGAAGAGUCUUGGGUUUCAAUUAAGAAAUUUAUUCCCGGACGAAGGAAGAAAAGGUCAGAUGGGAAACAAGAACAGGCCACCAUUGAAGACACGGGCCCAACAGAAGUCAACGAAGACGACUCUGACGUCCCAGCUGUAGUACCUCUGUCUGAGUACGAUGCCGUAGAACAGGAGAAAAUUGAGGCCCAGCAAGCCCAAAGGAGUGACGAGGAAGUUGAGCAGAAGGAGGUUGUGUGUGUGUCAGAGGAGCACAGCAAGAGUCUGGUUCAUACGGUGACAGUGACAGUGGUAGAUGGGGCCCGGGCAGUCACCAGUGUUGAAGAGAGGUCUCCCUCUUGGAUAUCUGCAUCAGUGACAGAACCUCUGGAACCAGCAGAGAACGAAGCCAAGCCAUCAACUGAGAUGGUCCUUGAACGAGAGGUUCCUGCAGAAGAAGUUCCCAGCACUACCACAACUUUGCCAGAGAGCAAAGAUGCCGGUGAUGAAACAGUUGCUAGGGAGGAGCCAUUAACCACCGACGCUGGGACCACCGCAGAGGCGACGGAGGCGUUUAGUGCUGAAGAAGUAACAGGAGCCUCUGGCGCAGAAGAGACCACAGAAAUGGUGUCCGCAGUUUCCCAGCUCACCGACUCACCAGACACCACCGAGGAAGUCACACCAGUUCAGGAGGUUGAAGGUGAGGUGCCGGACCUUGAAGGCCUAGGGAGACGAACCCAAGAGGUCCUGCAGGCAGUGGCAGAAAAAGUGAAGGAAGAGUCACAGCUGCCUGACUCCAGUGGGCCAGAAGACACAACUCAGGGCCCCCCGAAGGUAGAAUCUACAAUACCAGAGAAGGUGGGAGGAGAAGAGGAGGACUUGACAGGACUUGAUGAGAAGACAGAGGCGGCUGCUGUGUUGAAAGUACACGGACAAGAAACUAAGACUGAGAAUUUCAUCCAAGGGAAGGUGAUCGCUGAGACCAUCCCAGAAAGCUUUGAGAAAGUACCUCAAGUCCCAGAGACUGCACGAUGCAGUGAUCUUGUAAAUACCUCUUCAGUGGAAACUUCAGCUGCAGUCAAAUCACAGAUGAUGAUGGGGCAGGCUGUUAGCCCUGACUCCGUUGAAACCCUCACUGACAGUGAGACCAACGGAAGCACAGCAGUAGCAGAUGUCCCGAAUGCAGCACAGCGAGACAAGAUCAAGGAAAUCCAUGAAGAUGCUGAGGUUGUGUCUCAUAUACAGUCAGAGCUCGAAGAAGCAGAAGCUAUCCCCGCACAAAAAGAGAUGCCUUCCAGUUUUCAAUCUCAGGAAGAAAGUCGAGAACAAUCAAAAACAGAAGAAGCUCUAGAACAUACAGAUAAAGAGCUAUCCGUGGAAACUCAACCCAUCCUUUCGAAGACUGAAGUGAUUCCAAAGGCUGACCAAUUUGCCCACGAGAAAACCAAAGCCGCACCCUUUGCCGAAGGACCUGAGGUGUCUGCAGACACAGAAGUAACCAUCAGUCAGAAAAAAAUAACAGAAAUUGUCCACGAAGGUGAAGUUACUGAAACGGCUGAAUUUCAAGAGACUUUUGCUCAUUCUGAUAGUUUUGGACACCAGAGUCACACUGAGUCUGUCUUGGCCCCAGUUCAAAUCGAAAGCGAGAAGAUUGAAGCACAGCCAACCCAAGUCAGUGAAGAGAAACUUGAGCAAAAAACAGUUGCAACCAUGUUGGAAGAACUCAGUAAGCGGCCAGUUCAGACAGUUUCUGUGACUGUUGUAGAUGGAGCCAAUGAAGUGACCGGUUUUGAAGAGCGCUCCCCUUCCCUAGGUCAAGAGGAGGCAGUAGUAUCCACAGAAAUUAAGGUUCAAAGCUCUGAUGCAUCGUUAACGCUGACUGCCGCAGCCACAGAGGAAAAGGUUGUAGUAGGAGAAACUAUCAAGAUGUUAGAAACAGAAGCUGAAACGUUGGAGUCUGCAGAGGGACACUUAGCACCUGAAGAAAACCCCUCGGACAAAGACAUUACUGCUCCGACAGGAGAAGGGGCCGUGGGGACGGGGUCUCCAGCAGAAUCAGGACCAGUAAUAAUACCUGCAUCUGCUGAGAAAAGAGUGUGUUCUGACUUGGAAGGAGAUACAGCCACAUCAGCAAAGGGGAAAGUGGAUGAAGACAGCCAACAGGUUGUUGGUCAGGAAGUCAGCGUGAGCCUAACACAAGAGGAUGAUUCAAAGGUUGAGAAUGAGAUUCGGGGACUUGAGAGUGAGAGCAGUAAACUGGUACAAACUAUCAUUGAAACGGCUGUUGGCCAGUUGGCAAGGACAGAAGGAGCAUCUGACUCAGAGGCACAGACUCAAGCUACCAACCAGGAAGCUAGACAGGAGACAGAGAAAGAAGAAAGUGAACAUCAGGCCUCUGCACAGGCUGAAAUACAAACUACUGCAACCAAAGAAGGCUGCGACAGAGCCCCUCAUCCUGAUAUUCCCACAGAUGGGAGUGAAGUGUCAGAAAAGGUCAGGACCAUUGAGGUAGAAGGUGCUAGCAUAAAUGACCAGCAGCAGCUUGAAGUGGUCCUCCCAUCAGAGGAAAAGAACGAUGAUGCAUCAGAGUCUUCAUCAGAAGAGAAUGCAAAUGCUGAGUUAGGAGAAACCGCGAGAUCACUGUUGGAAUCCAAAGGGACUGAGGAAGGAGACACCAUUGAUGACCAGGAGAAGCAAAGCUCCACCCUGGAAGAGACUGAUGCCACCGGAGACAUAAGCAAAGAGUCCCCAGAUACAAACGGACCAAAACUGAAAAAGAAGGACGACGUCCAAGAAGGAGAAUUUCCAGAAGGAAAAGUGCAGAGCGGGUCAGAAAAAGAUGCCAGAACACCCCCCCAAGAGGAGAUACACAAGCUAGAGAAAGAACCUGAAAAAUCAGAGCUUACCAAAUCCUCAAACAUGGCGUAA